UUCAAUACACAAUCAACACACUUCUUCUUUCUUUAAAUCCCAGCUGCAAGAGAUAAUGGCGAAAGAGUCCACCACCAUUGACAUUGGCGAAACGAGCACCGUUACAAAAAGUACAAGCCAUGCCUUGGUGGACGAGAAGAAGAAGGGUUUUGUGACAGCCGCCCCAGGAGGCGGCUACAAGAGAGGUUUGACCAUAUUUGAUUUUCUCCUCCGUUUGGCGGCCAUAGGAAUCACCAUCGGGGCUUCCUCUGUCAUGUUCACCGCCGAGGAGACACUUCCCUUCUUUACUCAGUUCUUACAGUUCCAAGCCGGUUACGAUGACUUUCCCACGUUUCAGUUCUUUGUGAUAGCCAUAGCCAUAGUGGCCAGCUAUCUCGUCCUUUCACUUCCCUUUUCCAUCGUCACUAUUGUCCGACCACUAGCAGUUGCGCCCCGGCUCAUCCUGCUCAUCUCCGACACCGUGGUCUUGACGCUUACCACAGCAGCAGCCGCUGCGGCAGCAUCAAUUGUCUACCUCGCACAUAACGGUAACGCAAACACCAAUUGGCUCCCCAUUUGUCAGCAGUUUGGAGACUUCUGCCAAACGGCAAGUACUGCAGUUGUAGCUGCAUCUAUCUCGGUUGUCUUCUUUAUCCUUCUCAUUGUCAUCUCAGCCAUUGCCCUAAAAAGGCAUUGAUCUGAAAGUUUCUGCAUGUAUAUGUUUGUGUUGUGUCGUGUGCUUUGUGCAAAAUGAAAUGAUAGAUAUAUGGUAUCAUUAAGGUGUGG
This is a messenger RNA of Brassica oleracea var. oleracea, 765 nucleotides long. RefSeq names its product casparian strip membrane protein 1-like. The transcript has 3 exons. Lineage: Eukaryota; Viridiplantae; Streptophyta; Magnoliopsida; Brassicales; Brassicaceae. The record is from RefSeq and is a predicted model, not a curated record. The coding region runs from base 56 to 676 and encodes 206 amino acids.